GAUCGCCCCAAAAUCCGCCUCCCAAGAUACCUGCGUCAAACAUUUGUGAAACACGUCGGAGAGGCUGUGAAUCUUGUAAUUCCUUUCCAGGGUAAGCCAAAGCCUCAAGUUACCUGGACUAAAAUUGGACAGCCCCUGGACCCCAAACAAGCGAGUGUCAGGAAUAGUGAAAGCGAUACUAUUCUUUUUAUUCGUAAGGCUGAACAAAAAGACUCUGGAUCAUAUGAGGUCACAGUAAAAAUUGAUGACCUGGAAGAUAAAGCCAAGAUUGAAAUACAGAUUGCUGAACGACCUGGUCCACCCAAGGGUAUUAAGCUUGCGGAUGUAUGGGGAUUCAACGCAGCUCUUGAAUGGACCGCUCCACAGGACAAUGGAAAUGCAGAAAUUACAGGUUAUACUGUGCAGAAAUCAGAUAAGAAAACUGGGGAAUGGUUUACUGUCCUUGAGAAUUAUCGCCAAACUAACUGCACUAUUUCUGACUUGAUCAUCGGUAAUGCCUACUUCUUCAGGGUAUUCUCUGAGAACCUGUGUGGACGUAGUGAGAAAGCUGCCACAACUAAAAAUCCCGCUGUAAUAAAAGAAAAUACAUACAAGCCUCCUGAGUAUAAGGAGUGUGCUUUGUUAGAAGCACCAAAGUUCACUCAGCCUCCUAGUGACCGAACAACAACACAUGGAUAUACUACUAAACUGGUGUGCAGCGUUCGUGGCAGCCCCAAGCCUAAAGUUGUCUGGAUGAAAAAUCAAAUGGAAAUUCGUGAAGAUCCCAAAUAUCGGUCACUUGUCAACCAAGGUGUUUGCUCCCUUGAAAUCCGCAAACCCAGCCCAUUUGAUGGCGGUGUGUAUACUUGCAAAGCCAUUAACUCUCAGGGAGAAGCAACUGUAGACUGCAGACUUAAUGUUAAAGGUAAGCAGCUGUAUACUUUGAAGUUUUGUCUAAGGUGUUGA
Staurois parvus is the source of this 945-nucleotide messenger RNA. The record is from the annotation of a GenBank genome assembly. Lineage: Eukaryota; Metazoa; Chordata; Amphibia; Anura; Ranidae.